Gigantopelta aegis is the source of this 8713-nucleotide messenger RNA. Its product is annotated as WD repeat-containing protein on Y chromosome-like. Gene Ontology annotation, molecular function: protein binding; calcium ion binding. NCBI's taxonomy places the organism in Eukaryota, Metazoa, Mollusca, Gastropoda, Neomphalida, Peltospiridae. The record is from RefSeq and is a predicted model, not a curated record. The transcript is spliced from 26 exons. The coding region runs from base 224 to 3844 and encodes 1206 amino acids.
UCUCUCUCUCUCUCUCUCUCUCUCUCUCUCUCUCUCUCUCUCUCUCUCUCUUUUCUAUUGUAUGGUAUGUCUGUUGCGAUCUAGAAGCAGCCAAUCGUAUGUCUUUAAAUUGUUAUCACACGUGUGUGUGUGUUAUUAUAAAUAAUGAAUGGUGUUCUCACCAACGGGUGUGUAAAAAAAAAAAAAAAAAAAAAAAAAAAAACAUAUUUGAGAGCCACCACACAUGGUUACUGACUAUGACGUCAUUGAUAACGUGUCUGUAAAUACACGAAACAACAUGGCAUCUCUAUCUAGUCCACAAUCUUCACAAGAGUGCAUUGUGAGGUAUCUUGCAACAAUGCAUGAUUUUUUCUUCAUAUGGAGACACUCGAGACCUCCACCUAAAAGACAGGAUUCAGAUGAAUUAUAUUUGAGGGUAUCGGUGGAUUUAGGCGAGCAGUUGUUUGGCCACAGGAAGUCGCUAGAUAACUUAUGGGACAACCACAAAAAGUCGCACACUGGCGAGCAGCCCGACGUAGACAGUGAUUUCUGGCGAACUAAGGAACUACUCAAGCUCUGUGUCCCUCCUCUGUACAAAAUGCCUACCGGGCUAGCGUCAUUUUCUGUCAAUCGGGUGAAAAAGAAAAUUCGACCAUCGUCGGCUGCGGCGAAUUUACAGACGUACCCGGGGUAUUCAUCGGGACUGUAUGACACCUCCGUCCGCCCGGCGACCGCGUCGACGUCGGUCAGUUAUCUGUCCAAGAGGCCAGCAACUCAGGCCGGUGGGCCACGACGUCCAUGGCAGCAGCGACCGACGACGGAGUCAAGGGGCGAGAAGGACAUCGUCAAACAACCGCGUCGCCUCACCCUUGGGGCGGUGGAUGGAAUCGCAGAGGCGGAGGCCUUAAUUCGGCCCGGUCUCCCCCAUGGGACUGCAGCACACCAGCUGAAAAGUAAAAUAGAAGAGAAGAUAAACAUCGACACACUAGAGGAGUUGAAGCGGGCGUUCCAGCUUGCUGAUGUUGACCGCACCGGAUGUCUGCAACUCAGUGAGUUCAAACAGCUGCUCAAAUCACAGCUCAGUCUGAGCCCCAACAAGGAGCAGCAGAUAGAUGCACUGUUUAUGAAGAUUGAUUGGGCGUCGGAAGGCUCUAUCACCUGGGAUGAGUUCUGUACGUACAUGCAGCUGGAGUAUGCCGAGAAAGAAGACUCCUAUCUCCGGGCGAAGGAAGUGGCAUUUCACCUUCCAGCCAGGAUCGAAAACCUUCCACACCGAGACCCAGUCCUACGGAUUACAGACACGUCGGAUGGUACAUUUGUUGCCUGCAGUCAGGAUGGCAUGGUGUCCUUCUGGUCUGCUAAUGCCGAUCUCAAGAGAACCAGGAGUGUCGUGAACUCUGAUGUAAACACGAGACAGAAGCCAAAGUGGAUUACAGAUUUUGUGAUUAUGCCUCACUUCAAUAAGUUCAUUGUGGGAACUGGAGAUCGUGAAAUUCAGUUUUUUGAGUUGUCAUCGUUCGAGCCUUACUGUCAGAUUAGUGGUCUGGAGACAGUUCCCUUAAAACUGGACUACAGCUCCACUGGGUAUGAUGAAUGUCUCAUCUUGUAUGGAGACAGUCAGGGCUGUGUCAACAUCCUGGUCAUAAAGUCAGCAGGAGAAUGUCUCCGAACCUGGAAGAAGAUGCCACGUCAAGAUGGCUUUAUUGCCAGCAUCAGUCUGGAUGUGGUGGCAGGAUGUCCCAAUGUCCAGUUUAUUCGCUGGUAUGUCCACGGGGACUGGGUUCAACAGAUAAAGUAUUACCAUGAAAUAGGUCAAGUGAUUUCAUGUUCAAACCAUUCUGCCACAGCUUUAGUCAUAGGCUGUACAGUGGGCAGCACCCAUGUGGAGCAGCAGUUGAAGGAGGUGAAGGAGCUGGGCCAGGACAAGAGCAAACAGAAGGCUGUGUACGCCUACCUCAACACCAAGUCGCGACUCGACGCAGACAAGUCCGUCUUCAAGGUCUACAAGGGAGUCAAGUGCUUCAACUUCUCCAAGGACAAGAACAUCAUGAUCACAGGAGGCAUGGACAGAAUCAUAAGAUUGUGGAAUCCAUAUGUCUCAGGAAAACCCACUGCCAUGCUACGAGGUCAUAAUGCUCCAAUAUUUUACUUGUUUAUAGCUGAGGAAGAUGACAGAAUUUUUAGUGUUUCUACAGAUAGAUGCAUUAAGGUCUGGGACAUCCAGGACCACAACUGUCUGUUGACUGUACGUCCAAAAGGUCACAAGAUACGAGGUGACCUUCAGGCCAUCCACUACUCAACAGUGUCGAAAGCGCUGGCUAUUGCUACCGACCAAAUGUCUUGCCUGGGACUCAGACUCAGGCCAGUGCUGCAUGCAGAUAUAGUGAUCUCCCACAAGGAACCUGUGACUUGCUGUAAAUACAACCCCAGCUUCAAACAAGUUGUCACAGCUUCUGAUGGAUCUGUAAUAAAGUUAUGGGACUUUGAGACUGGAAUGGCUAUAUUUGAUUAUGGCGAAGCUCAUGGGGAUUCAGCAAUCACAACUAUGUCAUUUGAUAGCACAGGCAGAAGGUUGAUCACAGGUGGUAGAGAUGGAAUUCUGCGGAUAUGGAACUACAACAAUGGACACUGUCUCAAGAUGCUUAAAAAAGAAGAAGGAAAUGAAGAGGUGUGUGAUGUCACAUAUAUUGAGAUGAACAGAAACAGGUAUGUUGUGGCUGUAGGUUGGGACAGACGGAUCAACAUCUACUACGACUCUCACUCUGACAGCAACAUUCACCAUGUACAACACCCAGCUCCAUACUGGCACGAUGAUCUGACAAAUGGUCAUAAAGAAGACAUUCUUGCUGUUGCACAGUGUCUUCCUAACCUCCUGGCCACAGCGAGCUAUGAUGGGGAGACAAUCGUGUGGAACAUGGUGUCUGGUCACAUCUUCUGUCACCUGCUGGCACCACCACCACCAAAAUAUGAGGACCAGUCAUUGGAUGGAGAUCUGAGCAUCAAUGCACUAGUGUUUCUACAAACCCGAGCAUACAAGAAAGAGUGUGCCUCACUGGUUGCUAGUGGGCCGCGAGCGCACAUACAUAUGUGGAAUGUCUUCCAGGGUGGAAAAUUAAUGGCACAGUUUCCUGGGUCCAAGAUGCCAGGGGCCAUGGUGAGUACGAUGCAGACAACAAAGAACAACAUAGCGCUGUAUACCGGGGACAGCUUCGGCUUCAUCUACAUCUGGAACAUGGAUGGCUACUGUGCAGACGGCAUCGAACAGAAUCCUCCUGAAUUGAUAAAGUCGUGGAGAGGUCACGUGAGCAGUCUGACGUGUCUGGAGCUGGUGGAGGACUACAAUGUAGUUCUCACUGGUUCAGUCGAUUGUGCUGUCCGCAUGUGGACCAUGGAUGGCGAAUACAUAGGCACAUUUGGCCAGCCAGAUCCAUGGGAUUUGUACAAUCCCUCGACGUACCAGCAUCCCAUGGUUCCCUACGACGUCCUCAUCGACCCCAUGAGUCUGCCAACCCACCCACUCCUCGCCGAGAAGCAGACCACACAUGAAGUUAUACACAUGGACUCUGCUAAAGGCUCUGAUGAUGAGUCGGAUGGAGGCCACAGUCCAACCCCUCUGAUUGUUCCAUUUGGAAAGCAGCAGUUCUACAUUGAUGAUGAAACAAUUGCAAAACAGCUGAAGGAAAAACCACUGAAUGCAACAGGAAAGAGGUUACGGCACGAGAAGCUCAAGCCUGUGAAGAUUGACCGCGGUGGUCCAAGUGAAUAUCGAAUGUUGAGAACCUACAACCUUGCUGACACUCCUCAGCCAAACCCUCCAACCUUUAAAGUGAACAAAGACAAUCCCUUUGACUUCUACAUUGACUGAUGGUCAUACAUUUUGUAGAAUAAACCGUGAGGAUGCUAAAAAAACAACAUGAAGAAGCAAUUUGUGAUAUUUUUGGCAGUUACAUUAGGGUAAUGCUACAACACUAACUGGUACUAAAGUGGUACUCAAUGUUCAGAUUUCAUCUGUUUUUGUUGAUGUGAUGUUUGUCAUACUGUAACAACUUUUUAUGUCUCCCAUCAUGCAAAUAACAGUAUUCACAUCAGGGGCGGCACAGUGUAAAAAAUAGUGGUAUGGCUUGUGGUUGCCAGACUCGCCUUUCAAAUUCUUGUAAGGACAUUUUCACAGAUACAACAAAUAUAACCUACUCACACACACACACAAACAAGUGGCAUGGCCAUGCUGUACCUCUUUGAAAAGUGGUACAGCCAUGGCCGUACCAUCAUCGCUGCCCCUGGACAUUAUGAGAUGGAUGUCAAACAAGAAAUUUAUAGUUUUAUGCCAAUAUAUUGAUCUGAGUGAACAAAAAAAUGUUUGGUUAAUCUUAUACAAACAGUUGAUAGUUCAACUGAAAGUGAUGUAACUACAUCAAAAUGAUUAGAUUUUUAUUUCAAUGUGUUUCACAAAAAAAAUCAAAUAUACUCAACAAACAAAUAUACAUGCAAAUUACAUUGUAAUGAUAGCUUUUUUUCAUCAGCCUGACAAAUGCCAUGGAUAAAAUCUUGGGUAAAGAUAAAUGUGCCACUACAAAGGAGGCUUGUGUAAUUCAAUGUGACAUUGCAUGUCCUAUGAUCACCUCAAAGUAAUCAUCAACACCAGUAUCCCCAAAACCAAAGUGACAGUCCUGUUUUAGUGAUUUGCAGUAUGUUAAAUGUCUCAGCAGGUUAUUAGGAUAUGUGGCCAUCAUGGUUGUCAGUGCAGGCUUAACAAUGAUGUCUCAUGGAUUUUUUACAAUCUGUUCACCAGCAUAACAGGGAUGUUGUGCUUCUCCUCAACAAUGGCCUGCUGUAAAUUGAUCUUCAAAGUUCAUCACAUAAUUAUGUGUUCUGUGGAACCGAGUUCUGGUAACACCGGCCUGCCAGGGCAAUGUGUCCAUAUGGUUUUGAUUCAGAAAGUAAGUGCACACACAAGCUUUGAACAAAUGUGUGUUACUGUGUUGAAUGUCAUGUGUGGAUGUUGUGUACAAACACUUGUACGGUUAACAUGAACAACAGGCAGGUCAGUUUGACCUUUCCAUAAAAUCCCCACCCACAUUUUGAUGCUAUUUUCAUCAAAACUGUCCACUUCCAUAACAUAACAAUUAUGGUAUCUCUGACUUUUGUCAGACACCCUGAUAUGAUCAUCUGCAACUCUGAGCUGAAUCUUGAUUCAUUACUAAAGUUGACAUUUUGAAAACAUAUUCUGGUGUGUUUUCAAACAGGUCGCCCACUGCUGAUUUAGCAUUAUGGUGGCAUAUUGUGUCACAAUUGGUUGAGUCACUGGCUGUUGCACCCAGAUGUUGUAUACACUUUGUAUGGUAUCUUUGUUUGGGCAAUAAUGGUGGCUGGUUGAAACUUGUUUUAGAGUGUUGUGAUUCCAACAUAUUGAUCCUGCCCAACUGAUGUAACUCAUGGCCUACCACUACUAGGACAGUCAAUGAUGGAUCCAGUGAUGUUUAAUCAACUGACAACAAGUCUGCUGUGUGUACAGUCAACCUUAUCACACCAAAACUAUGUCAUUGGUGUCUGCUUUUAAACAUUCCAACUCCUCUCCCUGCCACUGGGGGAUUAAGAGUCACAUUGUGAAAAGUAAUGGCAUGGACAUUAUUUGUUGUGAUCUGGUGACAUCACCAACAGCAUUCUGACAGAGCAUUUAUGUGUAAUAUGUGCUGUAAUGAGGGAUGCAUUUUAGAGAAUUGAGAUACAGUAAUACGAUACUUUUUUUUGUUGAGUAUAUUUUAAAAUGUGUACCUUUGUUUCUUUUCACGUUAAUUUACUAACAUCAAAUAGUACAAAGUAAUGGUAUAUUUGAAUUGUGUUACACAAGUCUUUCACAAAUGUUGAGAUACAGUAUGUCCAGUUAAGCUUUUAUGAGUAUACAUGUACUUGUAACAAAAUUAUUUUACUGCAUACUGGUUAUGCAUGUAUGUACAUUUGAGCCGUUUUUAAAACAUUAAUAAAGGUAAGUUUUUUGUAGCGAUUUUAUGUACACAUGUACUUUAUUGAAGAGAUUAAUCUAAGUCUCCUACAGAUUACUUGACUGAACACAUAUUAAUGGGGUUGUUUUAUCAGGAAAGUAUGUUUAAUAAACAUUUGUUACAUUCAUCUAUAGUUCUUUGAAUAAAUACAUGUAUAUACAUUUUAUACACAUAUCAGUUACUGAUAAUUUACUGGGGAAUUUAAAAAAAAACAAUUAUGACAGAUUGUUGCUAACUGACUUUGGCACUGACCAUCAUUUUUUGUUAAUGAUUCCAAAAAUAAUCAUGAGAUAAGAUGAAGGUGGAGGAGUGGAGGAGUUUUGUAAUCUCCACUUAUAAAUUAAAAUUAUUUUAACAAUAAUGAUUUUAUUAAAAGGCAUUUCCUGUGGACAUACCAUCCAUAAAUAAUUGUUUUGUACCUACCACCCACUCUGCUCAUGCUAUUUUAUCUGGAACAUCUCUUGCCCUUGAUUUUGCUGAAGUUCUGUGAUAAAUGUAAUAUUUUACAGUUAAAAUGUACCUUUUGGAUUAAUAAUAUAUUUAGUUACAUUUGGAUUAAUUGUUUUUUUGGGAAGUUGACCAUUUGGUGGAGGUUGUGAUUUCAUUAUAUUGAUCAUAUAGUGUUCAAAAUAAGUAGGGCAUAUUUGAUUUCAAUUAUGAGUAAGUAUGGACAUCAGCACAUUCCUUGGACAGCCCUGAGCUAAGAUCUUCCCCCAGUAGAAAUGUACACAUCAUUGGGCUAUAUCUCAAUCGUCACAAAUGACAUCUCAGAAAUUUGGCAGAAUUCCACACUACAGGAGGAAUUGGACAGGAUACUUCAAAUUGGCAUACUGGAUGUUUGAUCUAGUUAAUACAUACCUUUAUACCCUGGCAUAAACAUUUGAUGAUAUUAUUGUUUAAAAAGUUUGUUUUCCGUUUAACAACCCCACUAGAACACAUUGAUUGAUCUUUGGCUAUUGGAUAUUAAACAAAUUGGAAAUCCUCACAUGUAAUCUCCAGAGGAACUUACAUUUUUCCAUUAGCAGCAAGGGAUCUUUUAUAUGCACUUUCCCGUAGACUGGACAGCACAUACCACAGUCUUUGAUGACAUUAUUGUGUUGUAUUAUUUUGCUUUGUCCCUCACUAUUAUUAUUAUAAAUGUUACUCUUGCCCUAAUCAUUUUGAACAGUUUAGUUUGAAUAUACAUUGUUCAUAAACAUGAUCAGUAUUGCAAUAAAACAAAGCAUUGUUCUGAAAUACUACAUCUUAAUGUGGUUAUUUGUAUUCAGUAUUAUAUUGCAAAAUAAAAGGGUGUUUUUAACUAUAUUCAUUUUAUGUACAUUAAUCACCUUUUAUGUGAUAUGUGAUAUUUCCUUUUUGAUACUUUGAUAUCAUAUUAAUAAAAUAAUAUAUUUUUAAGACAAAUCAUUUUCUGUUUACAAAUGCAAUAUUUGUGUUGCAUAUUGUAUUUUUUUAAUAUGUGUUUCACCUGUGUAGUUCAUGGAAUGGUGGUUCAGCCCUUUACUGUGAUAUUAUGUAGUAUUUAAUGACAUGUUUGAAUGGCAUAUUGUGAUAGUACUGGGAUUGAAUAGUUUGCAAAUUCUUCAAUGAAACCUGCUAAGUCAUUAAUUAACCCGUUAAUUGCAUUAAGAUCGCAUUAGUCUUGAAUGGAUGACCCAGAUUGUCCUCCAGUUUACAUACACUUAUAUUUCUAAAAUUAUAUUCUUUUGUAGCAUUCUAAAGUUUUCAUUUUAGAGUUACCAUACAUGUAGUAGUCACCAAAUUUAAGUUGACCGUCCUGGCAAGCUAUAGGUGACUAUAAUGGACCAGGGUGGAAUUAUGGAUUGUCUGGAGGAGUGGCAGUCCUCCUGUAGACAAAGCACUUGAGCAGUCUCGAUCUUGUCAAAACUUUCUUUUGACUCUUUAUCUUGUGCAGAGAUGCAAUUUUAAAUAUGAUGACUGUAUUUGUUCAGAUUUGGUAAUGUCCCUGGUGGUGCUCUGAUAAACUAGCCAUCAUUGUGUUUUGUAAUGCCGACUUCACCCAACAUUCUACUUUUAAUCACCUGGUUUAUGUUUAUAACCCUCAUUGAAAGCAGGUUUUUGUAUCUACAGUCCAUACUGCUAUUCUGUGACAGUGAACAAAUGUUUGUUUUGUUAACAAUACCAUUAGAGCACAUUGGAUUGAUUAAUCAUUGACUAGUGGAUUUCAAACAUUUAAUCAUUCUGACAUAUCUGAUACCUGCUACCCUUCUCCAGUAAAACAGCUUUGAUUGCAAAUCAUUUAUGAAGUCAAAAAUACUUUUGGUACAGAUGAAUUUCUCUUCAUGAAGGAAUAUAAUCAUACAUGUAUUAAAUUAGUUUGUUUGAAAAAAACAAAUGAUCUGUGUAAUCAUAAUGAUUAAAUUACAAUGCAUUUGGUAGAUUCAUAACAUUAAUACUAGAAAACAUUUUAUGUGUGUCUUAACAUAUUUUGAGUGUCUGUAAGUCAUAAAUCAUGUUAAAAUCUAUUAACUUUAGUUGUUCCAUAGUAGUAAUUAAUACCCAAUGAGUUAACAGGAGUGUGAAAAGAACUUAUGAUUGUAUUUAUUUUGUGUGCCCAGAUUUGUUUAUGAAUUUACAUUUUGUGUGGACGUUGAUGAGGUGCUUAUUUCCAUUAAACACAUUAUUACUUAUGAGUGGAGUUGUCCUAAUUAUGCAUAAUUGCUGUAGAGAACACAACAUGGUAAUUUUUAUAGAAUAAAAACAUUUAUAAAGCU